This is a messenger RNA of Fusarium pseudograminearum CS3096, 1053 nucleotides long. RefSeq lists its product as uncharacterized. The record is from RefSeq and is a predicted model, not a curated record. The transcript has a single exon. NCBI's taxonomy places the organism in Eukaryota, Fungi, Ascomycota, Sordariomycetes, Hypocreales, Nectriaceae. The coding region runs from base 1 to 1053 and encodes 350 amino acids.
AUGUGUAAAUAUCACGUCUACUACUACGCUUCUUGUCGACACAACAAACUCAUCCGAACGGACCGAUGCUGGGAGGACCAAGUCAAUGGUUGCUUCACCUGCUUCUCUCUGUCUUCUUGGCUAUACCCUAGCGGUACUCAUUGCAAGGUCACAAUUCGCACGACCAUGACUGGAUCAUGUCGUGACUGCAUCGAACAGCAGAGGAACACCACUCGCGGACACUAUGGCAACUUUGUCACACAGCCAACGUGUGGUGUUGGAGGCUCUCGAGGAGUGAGUCAGGCGCAGGCGUCUGAUUACUCGUGUGGAGGUUUGAACGAACGUCCGGUGAGAGCCCCUGAGAGAUCCUACCAGCCCGAUGGCUAUCAACCGGAGGACCAGAUGGGCUAUUCUGCUCCGGAGCAGAGCGCACCGGAAUCUUCAGGGAUUCCUUCCUACGGAUACGCCAAGCAACUCUAUCGUGCUCGUUUUCUUGGCCAGCCUUCCAGAUUGCAGGUAAGUCACGGAAGAGAUGGAAUCGAGCUGACGAAUCUUCAGUUACUUUCCAACCGUCAAAAUAACAACAGAAGUGUCAACAACUUUUCGGAUCCCAGUCCCUACAAAUUGCAAGUCUCCAACGAGAGCUCCCGUGUAGAGAGCGAAAGUCCGAGGGCGACAUCACACGACAUUCGCGCAGAGCCUAGCCCUUACGAGCUUCAAGCUUCACUCAGUAAAAGCAACAAUGUCCGUACAACGAGCGGGAAUCAGGACAACACUAGCAAUCGGAGGCGACCUCGCCGUCAUGCCCGCCGCCGUGCCCGUCGCGGGAACAUGGACGUAAUGGAUCGUCUCCCUCGUCCCGCGCCAGAACCUAGAGAUGGCGAGCGUCCUCCGGUCCAUGACAGAGUUGCGGCGCUGCGAGGGGAACGGCGUGGUAGGUCCAUGUCUAGGUCAUCUAUUGGCCGUUCUCAGGCGGUCUCGCCACUCACUGAGAGUGAUUUGAGAGCACCGUUUGUUCCGAUCCCCGAGCAUGAUGAGUACCCUGAAUACCCUGGGCACCCUCCGUACAUCUAG